Messenger RNA from Bipolaris zeicola 26-R-13, 1965 nucleotides. RefSeq lists its product as uncharacterized. NCBI's taxonomy places the organism in Eukaryota, Fungi, Ascomycota, Dothideomycetes, Pleosporales, Pleosporaceae. The record is from RefSeq and is a predicted model, not a curated record. The transcript is spliced from 3 exons. The coding region runs from base 1 to 1965 and encodes 654 amino acids.
AUGCCAACGGGCGAAGAUGCACCCAAACCACCGCCUCCAACAUUCCAAACCUCCGAUAACGGAAAGUCCUCUUUUGACUUUCUUAGUCGUGUUGAGCAAAAGCUUGCACAAUACAAUGUAUCUGAAAGCAUCCUACAGCGCUGGCUAUUCGAAAUCCUAAGCGUCGUCACAAGCGCAGCUUGUAUGGGGGCAAUUAUUGGAAUACUUUUCCAUAUUGAUGACCGGUCUCUUAACAAAUGGCCAUCGGGCCUAACCAUUAUCACUAUUCUUUCUAAAAUAGCAUCAGCAGCACUUAUUCUCCCAAUAUCCGAGGCCAUCGGGCAACUCAAAUGGACCUGGUUCAAUGGUAAGAAAUCUAGGGAUGCUUUCGAUUUUGAAAUCUUCGACAAAGCGUCGCGCGGAGCAUGGGGUUCAUUUAUGCUCUUGUGCCGUACAAAGGGCAGAUCCCUCGCUGCAUUGGGGGCUCUCUUGACAGUAUUCUUAUUGGCAAUUGAUACGUUUUUCCAACAGGUAACUGAUCUACCGGAACGCUGGAUAGUACAAGGGGAAAGCUCUAUUCCCCGCAGCAUUCGUUACGAGCCCAGAGUUGAAGACCAGUUCGACAGCACUUGGGAAACUACAGCAAUAUCACAAAUGAAUCCUGAGCUACGAAAAGCAUUGUACCCGUUUUUCUACGCCAAUGGAACCCAACCAACAGUCGUUGGUAACACCACCCAAGCUGAAAUACCGCUAGUAUGUCCCACUAGUAGGUGCGAAUGGCCAUCCUACGAAACUUUGGCAGUGUGCAGUGCUUGCGAAGAUGUCUCACACAUGCUCGAGUAUGCCUGUCUCCCGAUGAAACUGGACUGGAUAAGGAACUCCACUGGCCCUGGUACCGAGAAUACAUGGCCAAAUGGAACUGCUUGCGGUUAUUUCUUGAAUGCUACAAGUAAUGAUCCUGUUCUCAUGACAGGGUUUCGGGUAGAGAACGAUACUAUAGGAGAGACGCUUCUCAUGCGUACCCUACCGCUUACUACAAACCCUCUUAGGGACUCUCUUUAUGGUGGAUCCAUCAACUUUAAACACAUACAGUACCCUAUCCUCGAUACACUGAUCGUCAGCUCUAUAGACGGAUCUGUCGACAACGUGUACAACAGGAAGUCCCCUGCUGCUCAGGAAUGCGUCUUUUCAUUUUGCGUCGAGACGCUCCGCUCUUCAUAUGAUUCAGGCGGCUACGAAGAGCAUGUAGAGAAAGUUUUCUUCAAUUCGACACCAUCAAAAUGGCCAUGGUUGGUUAAAUACGACGCAGUGGCGCAAGGUACUUGGGAAUCGUUCGAAGCGAAUAUCAGUAUACGUCCAGAUGCUCUCGAUGGAAAAGACCACGACUUUGGACUCUUCAAUACCACCUUUCUGGAUUUCACUACGGUUCUUGACGAGGUAUUCCCCUCGAUGAUUACAGUUUCCAAUGCAACAGCACCCCCGUUCAUCAAGAUCAGAACCAGCUUUACGACACAGGUUAUGUACCGUGUGGUUAACUAUAGUCCAUGGCUUUCGCCCAACAACGUCACUCGUCAUAUACAAAGGAUGGCACGAGCUAUGACCAAUGUCAUAAGGUCGGAUACUAACAGCAACGAACUCAUUGCUGGUACAGCCUUUGCGAGAGAGACCUACGUUGCAGUUUAUUGGCCGUGGAUGACGUUUCCCUUACUCAUGCUGUUUUUGAGCAUUAUUUUCCUCGUUGCUACAAUAUACAAGACCUCGAGGGAUAGCCAUGACGAGAUUGGUGUAUGGAAAACCUCAGCGAUGCCAACGCUGAUGUAUGGCCUGCCAAAACAUACACAGAACGACAUUAUGUCGAAUGCUGUAUCGAGAGGGAUAUCUCGUAGAGGCUCCAGAAGAGUACGGAUCAGGUUGCUUCCAAAACAAGGCUGGAGGGUUUCUGGACAAAUAACUGCCAGGCCACCACCUCCACCUGGUUUCUUUUGA